AUGGAGCUGUCCGCCGAGGUGGGUCACGGUGGUAGUGGGGGUUCCGCACAAGAAACCUAUGUGCAGGACGACCGACCUAUCGCACCACCUCUCAUUCAUGUCGCGAUUCCGGAGCAUGAGGUAGAGGAGGGUGAGGAGGAGUCGGACGAGGAUUACGUGGCGGACAGUGGAGAUAGUAAGUCUUCCGAUAGUGAGGAUGAUGAUGAGUUUGUGCCGGAGACACCUACAGGGGCUAUGCCGCGCCAUGUGCUGCCUCCACCUCACACGAUUCCGGCGCUAUCGGCUGUGUCUGGUCACUAUCACAGCCUAGAUCUGGACACCAUGCAUGAGAGGAUCCCAGUUUCUGACACCUGUGGAGUGGAUUACAACCUAGACAGCGGUGUGAAGUUUCUGGUCGAACACAGGAGUGCUGAGUACCGUGUGAUCGAGUCCGACCGAUUAAAGUACCAUGUGCAGUACCGUCAAGCUGACAGUGGGUGUCAAUGGAGCCUUCGUGUGGCCCUUCUUCAGAAUCUCGGAUACUGGGAGGUUCGGGGGUUUAGUGGACCACACUGCUGUCUAGCAUCCACCAUGUCUCAAGACCAUCGUCAGUUAGAUAGCAGUCUCAUCUGCAGAGUCAUAUUGCCAUUGAUUCAGUCCAACCCAUCUGUGAGUAUCCCAAUCAUGCAAGGUGCGGUCCAGGCAAGCUAUCACUUCAAACCGUCAUACAAAAAGGUGUGGAUGGCAAAGCAGAAGGCGAUUGCAUGGAUCUACGAUGAUUGGGAAGAGUCGUACAACAAGGUGCCAAAACUGCUCCAGGCACUGCAGAGCUGUUUUCCCGACACCAUAUGUGACCUACCCGUCAAACUGUACUACGAAGGACACCUCAUGGUGCGAGACUGCUGCAUGUUUGACAAAGUAUUUUGGGCUUUUCUGUCAUGUUUCGAGGCCUUCAAGCAUUGUAAGCCAUUUGUCUCUGUAGACAACACGUAUCUCUAUGGCAAGUAUGGUGGAGUGUUGCUUAUAGCGGUGGCGGAAGACGGGAACAGCAAUAUACUACAAAUUGCUUUUGCCAUUGUUGAGUCUGAGAACACCGAAUCAUAG
Messenger RNA from Arachis stenosperma, 1083 nucleotides. RefSeq lists its product as uncharacterized. Lineage: Eukaryota; Viridiplantae; Streptophyta; Magnoliopsida; Fabales; Fabaceae. The transcript is spliced from 3 exons. The record is from RefSeq and is a predicted model, not a curated record. Bases 1 to 1083 code for a protein of 360 amino acids.